This is a messenger RNA of Aspergillus costaricaensis CBS 115574, 920 nucleotides long. Its product is annotated as pre-rRNA-processing TSR2 family protein. Lineage: Eukaryota; Fungi; Ascomycota; Eurotiomycetes; Eurotiales; Aspergillaceae. Gene Ontology annotation, biological process: maturation of SSU-rRNA from tricistronic rRNA transcript (SSU-rRNA, 5.8S rRNA, LSU-rRNA). Gene Ontology annotation, cellular component: nucleus. The transcript has a single exon. Bases 180 to 737 code for a protein of 185 amino acids. The record is from RefSeq and is a predicted model, not a curated record.
AGCACCACCAGCAAUCUCCCUUCCUUCCAACAUAAAUAUCACCUCAAUCUACACAUACGUCUAACGAGAAACAACUCCCAACAAAUCCAUUAAUAACAAAUCCGUCCAAUUCCUCCCCACCAACCACACAACCACCACCACACCCACCUCCGACCCCGCCCCACCAUAUCACAACCAAAAUGGCCACCCAACAACCCCCCCAAACAGCAACCCAAUACCUCGACCUGGGGAUAACCCUCGCGAUCAAUGCCUGGCCAGCCCUCACAUUGGCCGUGCAAUCCAACUGGGGCGGUCCGACCUCCUCCGACAAGCGCGACUGGCUCUGCGGCGCCAUUUCGGAGAUGAUCCAGGAGCGACCCGAAACGGAUGCCGAGGAUCUCGAGGACGUGCUUAUUCAGGUGAUGAACGAUGAGUUCGAUGUCGUGGUGGAUGAUGAGAGCGCGGGCAUGGUUGCCGUGCAGAUUAUGGAGAUGAAGGGGCAGACGGAGAAGGGCGAGUUCGGGGCUAUUCAGGAGAUGUGGGAGAAGUGGCAGAGUAAGAAGGGUGCUUCGGGAAUUGAGGGAUUCAAGAGGGGCGAGGAUCAGGAGGAUGAUGAUGAUAGUGAGGAGGAUGAGGAUGAGGAUAUGGAGAUGGAUGAUGCGCCGGCGCCGGCGCUGGUGAGGGCGCCGAGGGAGAAGGUUGAGCCUGAGGUGGAUGAGGAUGGGUUUAUGACUGUUGUUUCGAAGAAGAGGAGGUAAAUUUCUUUUUUUUAUCUUCUUUCAUCUUCUUUUUACGAUGGGAAUGUUUGUUCUUUAUUGGUAUUGUUAAAAGUUGUUUGUUGGUGCUGGUGCUGGUUGAUUCCCCAUAGAAUAGACGCCCUGUUUCAUGUAUUCUGGCUGUUUGUCUAUGCUACAGCUGUGUGAUUCAAGCGCGCAGUGAAU